Camellia sinensis is the source of this 609-nucleotide messenger RNA. The record is from RefSeq and is a predicted model, not a curated record. Lineage: Eukaryota; Viridiplantae; Streptophyta; Magnoliopsida; Ericales; Theaceae.
AAAGUGUAUAAUUUUCUCAAAGUCCAAUCUGAAUCUGAUCACUUGAAUUCCAUUUUCCUAGAAAAUCAAUUUGCAUUCCAGUCCGUUAAACCUAGCUGCUGUGAUGUCUUCAUCAACCAUAGGCGGAUCGAUACGAACAAAAAUGUUGCAGGGUUGAUAUAUGAUGAGUUGGUUAGGCUGAAGCUGAGACCAUUUUUGGACAGCAAGAGCAUGAAGCCAGGGGACAAGUUGUUUGAGAAGAUCAACGAGGCGAUUCGUGAUUGUAAGGUUGGGAUCGCGGUGUUUUCGCCACAUUAUUGUCAGUCAUAUUUUUGUUUGCAUGAGUUGAGUAUGAUCAUGGAGUGUGGGAAGAAGGUUAUACCUAUUUUUGUUGAUGUAAAACCUUCCGAGCUUCGGGUUAUCAACAAUGGAAGCUGUCCUGCCGAGGAACUGGUUCGGUUUAAGGAGGCGGUUGAGGAGGCCAAGCACACCGUUGGAUUAACAUUUGAUUCAUCGAAUGGGGAUUGGUCUGAGCUCGUAAGGAAUGCUUCGCGUGCGGUGAUGAUGAACAUGCUAGAGGUUGAAGGAGAUCGAGUAGGGCAGAAGCAGAUGUAUGCUAAAUAUUGUUGA